GUUGAAAAGCUGGAUUUACAAAAUCUUUAUUUUCCCGAUGCUCUGGACCGAAUUGCAUGAUUUCAACCGUCCAUCGAAGUUAUCAAAGUGUUCAGAUAUUAAGGAACUUGUGCUGCCAUCUAAAGGUGUUUAGAAAGAUGUCUGAGACUGACGAAAGUCCAACUAAGAAGAUGAAACUUCAGGAGGGUGAACCACCUGAUGACUUUAUAGAGAGAAUACAGUAUCAACGAACAACAAAAACCUCCUCAGUGGCUGAUUUCAAGUUCAACAAAAAGCGUGUUCGCAUGAUUUCAUCUGCUGAGAAUUUGGAUGAGACUUCAAGUGGGGUUGUGUAUUGGAUGUCACGUGACCAGAGAGUGCAAGACAACUGGGCCUUGCUGUACAGUCAGAGGCUUGCUUUAAAGCAGAAGGUUCCCCUGUAUGUUUGCUUCUGCCUUGUACCAAAGUUCUUAGAGGCAACUAUAAGACAGUUUGGCUUCAUGUUGAAAGGUCUGCAACAAGUGGAGAAGGAUUGUAAAGAAUUGUCCAUUUCAUUCCACCUGCUUAUUGGUUAUGCUAAAGAUGUCCUACCCCAGUUCAUUGAAGAAAACAACAUUGGUGCCAUGGUUACAGACUUCUCACCUCUGCGAGUUCCAAGUCAAUGGGUGAAAGAUGUUUCAGAACAGUUGGGCAAAACUCCUUUCUGUCAGGUAGAUGCCCACAAUGUUGUUCCAUGUUGGGAAGCUUCUCCUAAAUUAGAAUAUGGGGCAAGAACAAUACGUUCCAAAAUCAACAAUCAGUUAUCUACGUAUCUGACAGAAUUUCCCCCUGUUAUAAAACACCCUCAUACUGCCAAGAAUAUACAAAAGCCCAUUGAUUGGUCAGCUGCUGAAGCAAGCCUUGAGGUUGACAGAAAAGUCACAGAAGUGGAGUGGGCAGAGCCUGGAACAGCUGCUGGAUUACGCACCCUUGAAUCAUUUAUCAAAAAGAGGCUGAAAUAUUUUGAUGUGGACAGGAAUGAUCCGACAAAGAAUGCUCUUAGUAAUCUCUCUCCAUGGAUUCAUUUUGGUCAGAUUUCAGCACAAAGGUGCGUCCUAGAGGUAAAGAAGUUCAGGAGUCGCUAUGGUAAAUCGGUGGAAGGAUACAUAGAAGAGUGCGUGGUGAGGCGGGAACUAUCUGACAAUUUCUGCUACUACAAUGAGAAAUAUGACACUAUUGAAGGAACAAAUGACUGGGCAAAAACUUCAUUGGAACUACAUAAGAAAGACAAGAGGGAGUAUGUCUACUCAAGGGAACAGCUAGAAACAGCCAAAACACAUGACCCCCUCUGGAAUGCUGCCCAGCGUCAGAUGGUGGGGGAGGGCAAGAUGCAUGGGUUCCUGAGAAUGUAUUGGGCCAAGAAGAUUCUAGAAUGGACUGCCUCACCAGAAAUCGCCCUCAGUGAUGCCAUCUAUUUAAAUGAUAAGUACUCACUAGAUGGCAGAGACCCAAAUGGAUAUGUUGGAUGUAUGUGGUCUAUUUGUGGAAUACACGACCAAGGCUGGAAAGAAAGAGAAGUUUUUGGGAAAAUUCGCUACAUGAACUAUGCAGGUUGUAAGAGAAAGUUCAAUGUGGCAGCAUUUGAGGCAAAAUACAAUAAGAAGAAAAUGUAG
Owenia fusiformis is the source of this 1631-nucleotide messenger RNA. Lineage: Eukaryota; Metazoa; Annelida; Polychaeta; Sabellida; Oweniidae. The record is from the annotation of a GenBank genome assembly.